AUGCUUAAAAAAUGUAAGCAGACAAGAUUGAAAUUAUACACUUAUCGCAAAAAUCGGAUAAAAUUUGGUAAAAAACUUAUAAAAACUACUGUAACUUAA
Messenger RNA from Caenorhabditis briggsae, 99 nucleotides. Bases 1 to 99 code for a protein of 32 amino acids. Lineage: Eukaryota; Metazoa; Nematoda; Chromadorea; Rhabditida; Rhabditidae. The record is from RefSeq and is a predicted model, not a curated record. The transcript has a single exon.